GAGCCAGUGCGGUAAAGGCAGGGCACCGGAAGGAAGAUGUGUUGAGAAGUGUUCCAGAGAAACCUCAAGCCACUAAAGAUGGAAAACGAGACAGGAAGUGAACUGAACCAAACACAGCUCCAGCCUCGAGCUGUGGUGGCCCUCGAAUACCAAGUGGUCACCAUCUUACUUGUGCUCAUUAUUUGUGGUCUGGGCAUCGUGGGCAACAUCAUGGUAGUUCUGGUGGUCAUGAGGACCAAGCACAUGAGGACCCCCACAAACUGCUACCUGGUGAGUCUAGCAGUAGCUGAUCUCAUGGUCCUGGUGGCCGCAGGCCUCCCCAACAUAACGGACAGCAUCUACGGUUCCUGGGUCUAUGGCUACGCUGGAUGCCUCUGCAUUACUUACCUCCAGUACUUGGGCAUUAAUGCAUCCUCUUGCUCAAUCACAGCCUUUACCAUUGAGCGGUACAUAGCAAUCUGUCACCCCAUCAAAGCCCAGUUUCUCUGCACAUUUUCCAGAGCCAAAAAGAUAAUCAUCUUUGUCUGGGCAUUUACAUCCAUUUACUGUAUGCUCUGGUUCUUCCUGCUGGAUCUCAAUAUUAGCACCUAUAAAGAUGCUAUUGUAGUGUCCUGUGGCUACAAGAUCUCCAGGAAUUACUACUCACCUAUUUACCUAAUGGACUUUGGUGUCUUUUACGUUGUGCCAAUGAUCCUAGCCACUGUCCUCUACGGAUUCAUAGCUAGGAUCCUCUUCUUAAAUCCCAUUCCUUCAGAUCCUAAAGAAAACUCUAACACAUGGAAAAAUGACUCGACUCAUCAGAAUAAGAAUUUGAAUUCAAAGACCUCUAAUAGAUAUUUCAACAGCACAGUAUCUUCAAGGAAGCAGGUCACCAAGAUGCUGGCAGUGGUUGUCAUCCUGUUUGCCCUUUUAUGGAUGCCCUAUAGAACCCUUGUGGUUGUCAACUCAUUUCUCUCCAGCCCUUUCCAAGAAAAUUGGUUCCUGCUCUUUUGCAGAAUUUGCAUUUAUCUCAACAGUGCCAUCAACCCAGUGAUUUACAAUCUCAUGUCCCAGAAAUUUCGUGCGGCCUUCAGAAAGCUCUGCAACUGUAAGCAGAAGCCAGUGGAGAAACCGGCUAACUACAGCGUGGCCCUAAGUUACAGCGUCAUCAAGGAGUCCGACCAUUUCAGCACAGAGCUGGAUGACAUCACCGUCACUGACACUUACUUGUCUGCCACAAAGGUGUCUUUUGAUGACACCUGCUUGGCUUCUGAAAUAACCUUCAACCAAAGUUGAUUGAUGGAGUAGAGAAAAUGGGUGAUAAAGAAAAUGAGAAUCUGUGCAGUUAUCAACCCAAGAGAGGAAACAGCCAAUACUCGUAUGUGACGACAGAGCAGACAAAUUCUUUGCCGAUGCUCUAAUUAAUCCUGGCCUGAGGUACUCUAUCCCGUGAGAAUGAUUCUGUUUCAUUCUCAUAUCAAAAAAUAUACAUCACAAAAAAAAUUGAGCAGAUCUGUGAAAGAUCCAGAUGGUAGAAACUUUUCAUUUAGUGACGUUUCACUGUAUAUUCUGGGGCUGUGAAUUUUAGAUAAAAUCAAGGCAUCGAUUUACCUAUUCAGUAUAACUUUAUCAAAUGUAUUUUCUCACCCCCUCCAGAUUAUCUAUACAUUUGAGACUCUGGCAACAUAAAAAAUUUUAAUGUUUUCACUUAGCAUUUCACUUUAAUAAUGUACAGUGCUGUCUUCAUGAAUAUCUGAAACUACAGUGAAAUAUAGAAAAAAACAUUUUAUUUGUUGAGUAAAAAUGAGAUUUCAGACAAAUAUAUUUACUGCUUGAACAUGUCAUAAUGCCUAUAAAAUUCUGAGUUGAUUUUUUUAUAUUUUAUAAAGUAGAUGGUCAUCAUUCAGCUUUAGUAUAAAUAACCAAAACCUCAACAUAACCAAAAUUACUAAUUGAGAAUACAUGUAUAUUUGAUAUUUAAAUAAGUCCAGUUCUAUACUCUUCAAGCCUUCAAAAUGAUGGGUAAGACAGGAGAAAUAACUAGAUUAAAUAACUGUGAAGAUACAGACACAUAAUCAAUAUUGAAAAGUAUAACCAAGACAAGUGCAAGGUUUUACUUUUUCCUCUGAAACUUUUAAGGAAGAAAAUCCUAUUUUUGACCAUUCCCAUGUAUAAACUACUGAGCCAUGUCAAGCAAAUCCUUCUAGCUGAAUCUAGCUUAAAAGUCUGAAACAUUCUCAAAAGCUCAGUUGCUAUGCUAAGUGACCAAAGACUGACUUUUACACUUCCAGAUGAAGACCCCAAUGAGCAUAGUAGUCACUGGAUUUUAACUUGUCUGCAAGUGUCUUUCCUGCUUUCCUGCUUGUCUUUUGUGGGUUCUUCUUUUCUUUCUUUUCCCAAAUGCUUGUGAUUGUGAUAUUUUGUUUACAGAUUCUAAAUCAAAGCAAUGAAAAAUUUUGUCAGCUUUAUGUUCAAUAGAGCUAAAAUUGAUUUCAUCUCACUGUUAAUAUGUCUUCACAGUUACAACUUAGGCCUGCUCUUCUAUUCCAGUGAUUAUUAGAGAGACGUAAAUGUGAAUCUCUCAGAUCCUGCUUUAAUCCCUUUCAGUUGACUCAUCUACUAAGAUCUGGCUAAUCAGUAUCUCCCAGUGUCAAAAUGGCCCUCGGUGUUGAUUCAGUAAUAGCUGAAUUUUAAUGAUUGGGUUGAAAAGUACUGGGCACUUUUAAGUGCCCGCAAAGACUGGCAUUUUCCCUCUCCAGGGUAUAUCCCUACCUUGUGACUUUUUUCUGAAACCUAUUGCUAAUGAGCAUUACCCACACAAAUACCUUGUUUAUGAGGAAUAUGUGACUCAGCUUUUGAAUGCCACUUCAUGGAGACUCUGCCAUCUAAAACCUCAAUCCCGAAUAUGCUUUGGUGAAAAUUAGCCUCAUCUACUCCAUGAAAACAUUAUAAUCCUGUCACUGUGGCAGUAAAAAAAUGCAAGCAAACAUUUAUAGAAAAUGCCCUAAAAAUCUAUAUGCAUGACACAAAGAAAUCUAUUUUAACUGACUUUUCAUCCUGGAUUAAAGACUGAAUUUGGAAUCCUAUAGAUAGAGCACUAGAGUGACCCAACCCCACAUCACACACGCAUGUGUGUGGGUGCAUACAAACACAUGCUUGGAGUUCCAUAAGUUACUUAACACGGGGAUUGUAACAUGCUAGGUUUUUUUGAUAACAGGAAAGAACUGCUGUCUUUGAACAUCUACUACGUCUCAGGUAUGCUAGUAGAUAUUUAAUCAGCAUUGUCUUCAUCACAGUCUCACUACAGCUGUGAUUUUCUUAUGAUAAGACCAGGGAUCAGGGAUUAAUUCCCUAAACUGUGUAAAUGUUAGGGAGAGAAAAUGAAGAAAUGUCUUUUUUUUUUCUUUUCCUUUUUUUUCAAGCUAGCAUGCUGAUUAACGUUCUUGUGACCUGAUGGCAUAAGUAAUAAAUAUAUAUAUAUAUAUACUUUGCAGAAUGAUAAUAAUUAGAUGUUGAAAAAUAUUAUGAUUAGUUUUAUAUGUUAGUCACAGAAUAUAAUAUACUCUUCCUAUCUUUGGAAGCUUAAUAUAUGGGCUCAGUUUUUGUUUUAAUGCUUAAAAAGUUAUUUGCUAAUAAUCUGUUAGUUUUAGACCACAUGGGAAAUUCAAAAGAUCAUAGUUCAUAGUGUUUCAACUCUAAAGCAAAUGCCGUUAUGAAAAACACAGUUCAUAGUGUUUCCACUCUAAAAUAAAUGCCAUUAUGAAGUUAAAUGUUCCCAUACAAUAUCCAAUAGAUAUUUGGGUUUACACAGCAUCAAGCUAACUUUUUCAGAGAAGGCAAUGGCACCCCACUCCAG
This is a messenger RNA of Bubalus bubalis (water buffalo), 3835 nucleotides long. It is a transcript of the gene TRHR, whose product is annotated as thyrotropin releasing hormone receptor. The transcript is spliced from 2 exons. Bases 79 to 1275 code for a protein of 398 amino acids. The record is from RefSeq and is a predicted model, not a curated record. Lineage: Eukaryota; Metazoa; Chordata; Mammalia; Artiodactyla; Bovidae. Gene Ontology annotation, biological process: phospholipase C-activating G protein-coupled receptor signaling pathway. Gene Ontology annotation, molecular function: thyrotropin-releasing hormone receptor activity. Gene Ontology annotation, cellular component: membrane.